ACCCGUUCCAUCCAUCUUCUGCGCUGCGACAUUGCAUCGCCCAUGGCCCUACUUCUUGGCGCUUAUCAACCUCACUUGCUGUCUUCAUCAUCAAUCCGUCAAGAACGCACUACUAAGCCUUUGAUCAGAGUUUCUCUGCAUCGCUUCCAUUUUGCUGCUAAUUCUAGAAUCCCAUCUCUUCGAUUCAUCCCUCCUUUCAGUUCCCGGAAAGUUUUUCUAGGCCCUCCAAAAUCAUCGUCCAUAAAUGAGGUUUCCCUUCAGAAUCAUUUAGGCCCUUCGAGGGAAGACCAUGGGGAAGAUGAAGACAAUGUUGACUUUCUGGAGAGGCUUAGAAGAUGGUUUGGUGUCAUUCUCUCGAUUUCGCCGGGUGGAGGCUGGUGGGACUUCUCUGAUGAAGUCCAUGUUCAAGGUCUCGCCAACCCGGUGACUGUUUGGCGCGCGCUUGCCAAAAUGUGGGAACUUGUAGCACAGGAUAGGUGGGUUAUUUUCGCGGCGUUCUCGACUCUGAUUCUUGCAGCGGUUUCGGAGAUUUCAAUACCACAUUUCUUAACUGCAUCCAUCUUCUCCGCUCAGGGCGCGGAAAUUACAGUCUUCCGUCGGAAUGUGCGUCUCUUGGUUCUACUGUGUUUAACUUCCGGAAUAUGCAGUGGGAUACGAGGUUGCUGUUUUGGCAUUGCUAACAUGAUUUUGGUUAAGAGAAUGAGAGAAACAUUAUACUCUUCCCUACUUCUUCAGGAUAUAUCGUUUUAUGACUCUGAAACGGUUGGCGAUUUGACAAGCAGGCUUGGGGCAGAUUGUCAACAAGUGUCACGUGUUAUUGGAAAUGAUCUUAACUUGAUAUUGCGCAAUGUUCUUCAGGGAGCAGGUGCAUUGAUCUACCUGCUGGUUUUGUCUUGGCCGCUUGGAUUAUGUACACUGGGUAUAUGCACUAUAUUAUCAGCAGUUAUGCUAAUUUAUGGAAGGUAUCAGAAAAAAGCUGCAAGGUUGAUCCAAGAAGUUACUGCCUCUGCAAAUCAGGUAGCGCAGGAAACAUUUUCUCUCAUCAGGACUGUCCGUGUUUAUGGAACUGAAGGAGAAGAACUUGGAAGAUACAAAUGGUGGCUGGGGAAGUUAGCUGAUAUAAGUUUGCGACAAAGUGCUGCUUAUGGAUUUUGGAAUUUAAGUUUCAACACACUAUAUCAUUCAACUCAGGCUAUCGCCGUUCUGUUUGGAGGGAUGUCCAUUCUAGCAGGUCAUAUUACAGCAGAGAAACUCACCAAGUUUAUACUAUACAGUGAAUGGCUCAUUUAUUCAACCUGGUGGGUUGGAGACAAUAUAUCCUCUUUGAUGCAAUCAGUUGGAGCCAGUGAAAAAGUAUUUCAAUUGAUGGAUCUCUUACCAAGCAGCCAAUUCAUAGCAAGGGGGGUAAAGUUACAGAGAUUAGCGGGGCUUAUUGAGUUUAUAGAUGUUGCUUUUCACUACCCUUCAAGGCCAACAGUGCCUGUAGUGCAAGAUGUAAGCUUUUCUGUUCAUCCUGGUGAGGUGGUUGCAAUUGUUGGCCUUAGUGGUAGUGGAAAAAGCACACUCGUAAACCUUUUGCUCCGGCUAUAUGAGCCAACAAAUGGUCAGAUUUUGAUUGAUGGCUACCCUCUUAAAGAACUGGACAUCACGUGGUGGAGAGAGAGAAUUGGAUAUGUGGGACAGGAGCCAAAGCUCUUUCGCAUGGAUAUUGGUUCAAACAUCAGAUAUGGAUGCACCCAUGAUAUAAAACAAGAGGAUGUUGAAUGGGCUGCCAAACAAGCCUAUGCUCAUGACUUCAUCUCAGCACUUCCUAAUGGUUAUGUGACACUUGUUGAUGAUGAUCUAUUAAGUGGGGGACAAAGGCAGCGAAUCGCCAUUGCAAGGGCCAUUGUUAGGGACCCAACUAUUUUGCUCCUUGAUGAAGCUACCAGUGCACUGGAUGCUGAGAGUGAAUAUAAUGUCCAGGGUGUCUUUCGAUCCAUCAGAAGUGACUCCACGAUGAGAAGCGUCAUAGUCAUUGCACACAGGCUUUCUACCAUAAAAGCGGCUGACAGGAUUGUGGUCAUGGAUGGUGGUCGGGUUGUUGAGAUUGGGAAUCACAGGGAACUUCUCUUAAAGGAUGGUUUGUAUGCACGAUUGACUAGAAAACAGGCUGACGCAAUGUCAUGAUUUUUCGAGUGAUACAAUUAUACAAAGCGGAUUUUUCUUCGCUUUUCUCUCUGGCUUCCUUCUCAUUUGAAGUUGGGGAGUAGGCGAAGCAACUUUUUUUUUUCCAACUGCUGACCCGUAUAUUCAUAGUAUUUCACAAGAGGAAAGCACCAAGUUUUAGCAAAGAAGAAAGAAUGUCUUGCUGCAGCUGAUUUGGAUGGGAUUUCAAGGAAGCUUCAGAAAGGUCACAAUUUCAAAUUCUUAUAAAGCCCUAUGAAAAAGCAUACGAAAGCCAAGGUUGAAGAAGCUAAAUACUGCAUAGUUAACUACAUUCUUGAGUGGUGUCAACUAACAUAAUUUCCUGUUACCAACUGUGGACAAUUGCGCAAGUUACAUUUGAGUUCUGACAAAAACAAAGUUCAUGUAAUGCAACUGUAAGUCCAUACAGUGAGGUCACAUUAUAUCUCUAGCUGUGUGCAAUUUGUUGCUUAAUAAUGUCUUCUGUCUAUUUGGACUUUUA
This is a messenger RNA of Neltuma alba, 2668 nucleotides long. RefSeq names its product ABC transporter B family member 26, chloroplastic. The transcript is spliced from 18 exons. Lineage: Eukaryota; Viridiplantae; Streptophyta; Magnoliopsida; Fabales; Fabaceae. Bases 43 to 2169 code for a protein of 708 amino acids. Gene Ontology annotation, biological process: transmembrane transport. Gene Ontology annotation, cellular component: membrane. The record is from RefSeq and is a predicted model, not a curated record. Gene Ontology annotation, molecular function: ABC-type oligopeptide transporter activity; ATP binding; ATP hydrolysis activity.